Messenger RNA from Gossypium raimondii (Peruvian cotton), 2575 nucleotides. Its product is annotated as U-box domain-containing protein 17. Gene Ontology annotation, biological process: protein ubiquitination. Gene Ontology annotation, molecular function: protein binding; ubiquitin-protein transferase activity. NCBI's taxonomy places the organism in Eukaryota, Viridiplantae, Streptophyta, Magnoliopsida, Malvales, Malvaceae. Bases 308 to 2443 code for a protein of 711 amino acids. The transcript has a single exon. The record is from RefSeq and is a predicted model, not a curated record. Gene Ontology annotation, cellular component: nucleus; cytoplasm.
GAAAAUUCAUUUCAUUUUCCUACAUCUUCCUAAACGCGUAAUCUCUUUUCAUACAAAUGAUGAUCUCUCUUCCGUUUCCACUUGUGUGUAUAAAUUAGAAGCUUUUUUGAAUGGUUUAACGACCCGUUUUUGCUAUCAUAUAUACAAACAUCCUUUGAACAUUCUAACAAUAAUCCAGAACUAGAAUAAGCCUGAAAAAUCUUGGGUGUUCUUUGUUUUGUUUUGUUUUUUUCAAUUCCUUUUGGAUUUUCAUGUCAUUUGCUUGUUUUAGAUUUACCCAGACCUUCGUUUUUGGAGCUUACCGAUAAUGGCGACGGCGGCUAUAUUCUCAUCCAUGAGGCGGCGGAGAUCGCCGUCUGUGGAGGCGUUUUUGGCUCCGGUGGACUUAUCUGAAGUAGCUCUCGUUCAAACCUUAGUAGCCAUCUCAUCGGAGCUUGUUUCUUGCGUUUCCGACAAGGUUUUCUUCUUUCAACGAAGGAAUUCUCGGUGUUUGAUUCGGAAAAUCGAGGUUUUGGUUGUUUUGUUGGAGUAUGUGAAGGAUUCAGAAUCUGGGUCCAUGUCAACGUUGCCAUCAACAGCCAUUUUGUGCUUCAAGGAGCUUUAUUUGUUGCUUUACAGGUCAAAGAUAUUGCUUGAUUAUUGUGCUCAAUCAAGUAAGUUAUGGCUUUUACUUCAAAACCCUUCAAUUUCAAGCCAUUUCCAUGAUUUGAACCAAGAGAUUUCUACCCUUUUGGAUGUUUUCCCAUUAAAUGAUCUUGAGUUGAGUGAUGAUGUUAGGGAACAAGUUGAGCUGUUGCAAAAGCAGGCUAGGAACCCUAAACUUUAUGUUGAUGAAAGUGAUGAGGGCUUAAGGGUUAAGUUGUUUUCAUUUCUUGAUGAUUUUGGUAAUGGGAGGAUACCAAAUCAUGGGGAUUUAAGGUUGUUCUUUGUGGAGAGGUUGUGGAUUAGGGAUUCCAUAAGUUUUAGGCGUGAAAUUGAGUUUUUGGAGGAACAAAUUGUGAAUCAUGAAGGGGAUAUUGAACCUACUGCUUGUGUGCUUAAUGGAUUUGUUGCAAUUGUCCGGUAUUGUCGGUUUUUGCUGUUCGGUUUUGAGGAAGAUGAGGUUCUGUUCUUGUCUCGGGGUCAGAAGAAACCAAGAAAAGGGUUGAUUGCUCGAGAGAUUGCCGAUACGUUUUUAACUGUUCCAAAGGACUUCUGUUGUCCGAUAUCAUUGGAGUUGAUGAGAGAUCCGGUGAUAGUUUCAACAGGACAGACUUAUGACCGGAGUUCGAUAACUAGGUGGAUCGAGGAAGGGCAUUGUACUUGUCCAAAGACAGGGCAAAUGCUUGACCAUACCCGGCUUGUUCCGAAUCGAGCUUUGAGGAACUUGAUCGUGCAAUGGUGUACUGCUCAUGGUGUCCCAUAUGAUCCACCAGAGACUAGGGAUGCAUCGGCAGAGUCUUUUGCCGCUGCUUGCCCAAUCAAAGCAGCAGUGGAAGCCAAUAGAGCAACAGCAACGCUUCUUAUCAAACAACUAGCAGAUGGAUCUCAGGGAGCUCAGACUAUUGCUUCUAGAGAGAUUCGGUUAUUGACUAAAACGGGAAAGGAAAACCGUGCUUUUAUUGCAGGGGCUGGGGCAAUACCGCACUUACGGAAGUUGCUGUCAUCUUCAAGCCCCAUUGCUCAAGAGAAUUCUGUUACUGCAAUGCUGAAUCUAUCCAUUCACGAUAAAAAUAAACGUCUAAUUAUCGAUGAGGAUGGUUGUUUAACAUCAAUUGUUGAAGUCUUGAAGCUCGGACUCACAACAGAAGCUAGGGAAAACGCUGCAGCAACAUUGUUCAGCCUCUCAGCAGUUCAUGACUUUAAGAAGAGAAUAGCAGAUCAAGAAGGAGCAAUUGAAGCCUUAGCAGGGUUGCUGAGAGUGGGAACCUCAAGAGGAAAGAAGGAUGCUGUAAUGGCUUUAUUUAAUUUGUCGACUCACACAGAUAAUUGUGCAAGAAUGAUUAAGGCCAGAGCUGUUGCAGAACUUGUAGGAGCUUUGCAAAAUGAAGGUGUUGCGGAGGAAGCAGCAGGUGCAUUGGCCUUAAUAGUCCGACAGCCAAUUGGGGCCGAAGCAGUGGGAAAGGAAGAAAUGGCAGUGUCCAGGUUGAUAACAAUGAUGAGAUGCGGAACACCGAGAGGGAAAGAGAAUGCAGUUGCAGCAUUGCUCGAGUUGUGCCGCAGUGGUGGUGCCGCUGCGACUGAGAGAGUGCUUAAGACACCUGCAUUGGCCGGUUUACUUCAAACUCUGUUGUUUACGGGUACAAAACGAGCUAGACGGAAGGCUGCAUCACUUGCUCGAGUCUUUCAUAGGUGUGAGAAUACGUCCUUACAUCCCAGUGGAUUCAGAAAUGGUAACUCAACUACAAACAUUUCAACUUUCGGUGGUGAUGUCUCAGUGCCUAUGUCCUUAUCAGUGUUGUAAUGGUAGCAUCAUCCUCUGGUGUUGCCCUCCUUAACCAUAUGAGUUCCCAUUUUUGUUGGUACCAUAUAUACACAUAUAAAUUCUUUCAUUUAAAUUUCAAAUAAUGAGAAUAACAAUUACAGAAUUGAGAUA